UUGGACCUUCUGUUUUGUAAAAGAUUUCGAUGAGGACAGAUUACGACUGUAACCUCUUUCGAUAAAUAGUAUACAAUAUCACUGAUAAUUGAUAUAAAAUAUGGCAACAAAAAAGAUCAAUGGAUUAUUUGUGCCUUUUAAUCAGUUAUAUAAACGUAAUGUAUUCAUGGUAGAUGCUAUAACAAAACACACAUAUGCAACCACUGAUGAAGUUGAUCAAGUUACUCAUACUGGUCAGGCAUUUGAGAAAGACGACUAUCGGUUAGUAAGAUUUUUGAACAGGCCAAAAGAAGUUAAUAAAAAUUGGGCAAUUAAAUUGAUAGAUGAAGUACCACCGUCUCCUGAGAAAGAUAGAAUUGUAGCUUGUGAUGGUGGUGGAGGCCCUCUUGGACACCCUAAAGUUUAUAUAAAUCUGGAUAAACCAGGCAAUCAUAUUUGCGGUUAUUGCGGAUUGCGUUUUUAUAAGGAGAAUCAUUAGAAAAUAUGUGUAUGUAUAUGAGUAGUAUUAUAUUAAUUGUUAAC
Molecule: messenger RNA, 522 nt
Organism: Trachymyrmex septentrionalis
Lineage: Eukaryota; Metazoa; Arthropoda; Insecta; Hymenoptera; Formicidae
Gene: ND-13A
Product: NADH dehydrogenase [ubiquinone] iron-sulfur protein 6, mitochondrial
Exons: 3
Coding region: 101-478 (125 amino acids)
Biological process (GO): mitochondrial electron transport, NADH to ubiquinone
Source: RefSeq, a predicted model, not a curated record